Messenger RNA from Lagopus leucura (white-tailed ptarmigan), 3260 nucleotides. It is a transcript of the gene PALD1, whose product is annotated as phosphatase domain containing paladin 1. The transcript is spliced from 18 exons. NCBI's taxonomy places the organism in Eukaryota, Metazoa, Chordata, Aves, Galliformes, Phasianidae. The coding region runs from base 66 to 2450 and encodes 794 amino acids. The record is from RefSeq and is a predicted model, not a curated record.
CCCGAUGGGGCCGGCCCGGAGCCGCCCGCGGCAGCGCUGAGCCGCACGGAGCCACCAGCCUGUGGAUGAUGGGCACGACCGCCAGCACGGCUCAGCAGACGGUCUCAGCCUCUGCCUUUGAGAGUGUGCACGGCAUUGGCACCAUGGAGGACCAGCGCUCCCUGAGCAUCCACUCGUUCCAGACCCUCGGGCUGCACAAUAGCAAGGCCAAGUCCAUCAUCACCAACAAAGUGGCACCAGUGGUCAUCACGUAUAACUGCAGGGAGGAGUUCCAGAUCCAUGAUGACCUGCUGAAGGCCAACUACACGGUGGGACGCAUCUGUGAGACCACACUGGAGCACUACCUGGUGCAGGGGAAAUAUUUCAUGGUCAGAGAUGUGUACAGCAAGUUGGAUGUCUUGAACACUACCAGCACCAGUGGUGCUCCGAAUUUCCGGCAAGCCAAAGGAGGCUAUGCGGUGUUUGGUAUGGGUCAGCCCAGCCUCAAUGGCUUCAAGCUUGUGCUGCAGAAGCUGCAGAGAGAAGGCCACAAGGAGUGUGUCGUCUUCUGCGUGCGUGAGGAACCCGUGCUGUUCUUGCGGGUGGAGAGUGACUUUGUGCCCUACACACCACGGGGCAAGGAGAACCUCCAUGAGAACCUCCACAGUUUGCAGAGGAGGCUGCGUGUGGAAGACCUGGAGCUCACCAUCCGCAAAGAGAUCCAUGACUUUGCACAGCUGAGCGAAGGAGUCUACUAUGUCUACAAUGACAUUGAGCGCUUUCGGGACGAGCCGCACACUGUGCGGGUGCAGGGUGAGGAAGACAUCCAUGUGACAGAGGAGGUGUAUCGCCGGCCCAUCUUCCUCCAGCCCACCUACCGCUACCACCGCCUGCCCCUGCCCGUGGAUGGGGCCCCUCUGGAGGAGCAGUUUGAUGCUUUCAUCUGUUUUCUUAGGGAGAGCCCUGGCCUGCUGCUGCGGGAUCCCAGCUACCCCCCGCCAGCACUGCUCUUCAGCUGCCAGACUGGUGUGGGCAGGACCAACUUGGGCAUGGCCUUGGGCACCCUUAUCCUCUACCAUCACCGGGGAGCAGCACCAAAGCCUGACCCGCCGCAUCCAGCCAAAACGACUCCAAGGGCCAGGUUUCGGGUCAUCCAGAGCUUCAUUGAGAUGGUACCCAAAGGGCAACAGAUGGUGGAGGAGGUGGACAGUGUGAUUGCCUCCUGCUCAGAGAUGCACGACAUGAAGGAAGCUAUCUAUGAGUCCAAGAAGAAGCUGGAAGGGAUUGGAGAAGACUACCAGAUCCAGGGGAACAGCACCAAAGAAUAUUUCCUUCAGAGGACUCUGCAGAGCCUUGAACGCUAUUUCUACCUGAUUGCCUUCAAUUACUACCUUCACGAGCAGUACCCCCUGGGCUUUGCCCUCAGCUUCAGCAGGUGGAUGUGCCGGCACCCUGAGCUCUACCGGCUGCAGGCGAGUAUGAACUCCUCUGAGCUUACCGUCUCCGGGGACCUCAUCACCAAGGGGAUGCGAGUGUUGGUGGUGGAUGAGCGCUUCUGUCCAGAUGUGCUGAGCACUGUGAAGGAGAUGAGCGUAGCCAAUUUCCGACGAGUGCCUAAGAUGCCCGUCUAUGGGACAGCACAGCCCAGCUCCAAGGCCCUUGGCAGCGUCCUGCGGUACCUGACAGAUGCAAAGAGAAAGCACUCGCACAUCUUGUGGGUCAGCCUGCGGGAAGAGGUGGUGCUGGAGGGGAAUGAGCAAAUCUACACACUCAGGGAGCCAGGAAGCCUCGACCAGCUCAUCCCUGUGCCGGUAUCCACACCUGAACAGCUGGAGAAACUUGAGUCCACGCUGAAGGGUGACCUGCUGAAGUCACAGAAGUGGCUGGAGGUCUACCUGGAAGCAGAGAAGCAGAUGAAGAUGUUCAAGAGCUGUCUGACCACGCAGGAAAUCUUCAACCAGCACAAGAGCACCUUCCAGGGCCUGACCUACCGGCGCAUCCCAGUCCCUGACUUCUGUGCUCCCAGGGAGCAGGAUUUUGACCGGCUGCUGGAGGCGAUGAAGAGUGCUCUGGCUGAGGACUCACGGACAGCCUUUGUGUUCAACUGUGCCAGUGGCCGGGGCAGGACCACUACAGCCAUGGUCAUCGCUGUCCUCACGCUCUGGCACUUCAAUGGCAUCCCUGAGAUGAGUGAUGAGGAGAUUGUGAGUGUGCCUGAUGCCAAGUACACUAAAGGGGAGUUCGAGGUAGUGAUGAAGGUGGUCCAACUCCUGCCUGACGGUCACCGGAUGAAGAAGGAGGUGGAUAUGGCCCUGGACACGGUCAGUGAGACCAUGACACCCAUGCAUUACCACCUCCGAGAAAUCAUCAUCUGCACCUACCGGCAGGAUGGGCGAGCUCCAUGGGGACAUCUCUGCUUUGACUGGCAGGCGCAAACUGGAAGAAAGGUGUGCGCUUCCAGGUGUACGUAGCCCCACUGUGGGCAGGUUUUUGUUGCAUCCUGCUCUUUGUUCAGUCUUGGGUUGAAGGGAGCAGCGUUUGGUGCCUUGCAAGGGACACUUUGCAGGGUCAGGACAAGCAGGAUGGGAGGAAAAUGUGCUCUGGUGCUCAGCUCAUAUUCUUUCCUACUCCUUCCCAUCCUAAACUGGGAGGAAAAGAUAGAUUGAUGCCUUCCUUCCGCUUCUGGAGGAUGUGUUGUUUGGGGAGGCUUCCUUGAUGGGAGCUUCUGCAGAAGCUGGCAGCAACAGCCAGCUGAUUCCUUCAGUCUCAGCUACAGCAGAGAGAUCCAACAAGACUUGCAUGUUCAUAUGAUCCAUCAAGAUGAUGACAUCCAUUAGGUUCCUUGGUUUAGUGGGCAUUUCUGUGGGGUCAUGUUACUCAAUUGUUGUUGUCUUUAAUGCAGUUGUUUCCUGCCUGUUUCCCACCUUUUCUAACCAAACAUGAAGCCAAGUUCUUGUCAGGAUCUGCUCUGUGCAAGUACCCAUGCAUACACCUGGGGCUGACAUCUUUCCCAGUGCAGAACUGAUCACAUUUAGAGCCAUACUCAUAGCAAUACCAUCAGCUGGGGAAGGAAAAAUAGCAAAGCAUGGUUUUCAAGGAUGGGAACACUUGUUUCCAAAACCUGUAGGGAAUGGCUUGCAAGGGGAGAGAGGCAGGAUGCUGGGCACAGGCACGUGUUUAGUAACACCUCCUCUAUUUCUGAGGGUUGCAGGACUCAAAGGGAGGCUUUUUGUAUGCUGCAAGCCACAGCACUAUGAGAGCUUGGGCUGCCAAGUAGAUUC